Miscanthus lutarioriparius is the source of this 1536-nucleotide messenger RNA. The record is from the annotation of a GenBank genome assembly. Lineage: Eukaryota; Viridiplantae; Streptophyta; Magnoliopsida; Poales; Poaceae.
AUGUCUUCCUCCCCCUGCGUCUCGCACCACCAUCAGGUCCGCCUCCGCCUCCCCGCCCCAGCCGCGGCCUCGUUUGCGCCGCCCGCGCUCCGCGGGCGCCGCCGGGUCGCGCGCGCCACGAUGAGCGCCGAGGCGCCCCUGGGCGUCGCGCCUGCGGCGGCGGCGGAGGGUGCCCGGACGCCGGCGCAGCAGGCCCUGCUGGCGGAGAUGGUGGAGGAGGCCGCCGUAUGGUGCGCCGUCAACGGGCUUGUCGUCGGAGAUCGCGCCAACCAGAGGUCAGGAACGGUCCCUGGGGUUGGCCUGGUUCAUGCUCCAUUCUCACUGCUUCCGGCGCGUUUUCCGGCAUCGUUCUGGAAGCAAGCGUGCGAGCUGGCUCCUAUCUUCAAUGAGCUCGUGGAUCGCGUCAGCUUGGAUGGGGAGUUCUUGCAAGCUGCUUUGUCUAGAACAAAGCAGGUUGAUGAAUUUACCGCAAAGCUGCUAGAAAUUCAUGAGAAGAUGAUGGCAAUAAAUAAGAAAGAGGAUAUACGCUUAGGAUUGCACCGAUCGGACUAUAUGCUGGAUUCUGAAACCAAUUCACUGCUUCAAAUUGAGCUCAACACUAUUUCAUCAUCCUUUCCUGGCCUUGGCUCCCUUGUCAGUGAACUUCACAGGACCUUACUCAACCAGUAUGGAAAAGUAUUAGGCCUAGAUCCUAAAAGGAUUCCACAGAAUUGGGCAGCCACUCAAUUUGCUGAAGCACUGGGCAAAGCAUGGGCUGAGUAUAACAAUGACAGUGCUGUUGUUUUGAUGGUUGUUCAACCUGAAGAAAGAAAUAUAGAUGGUCGGACAGUGGCUGUUGUGUAUUUCAGAGCCGGGUAUGCACCGACUGAUUACCCUUCGGAAGCGGAGUGGAGAGCGAGGCUUCUGAUGGAACAAUCUUCUGCAGUAAAGUGCCCUUCGAUAUCCUACCAUUUAGUAGGAACAAAAAAGAUCCAGCAAGAACUAGCAAAACCUAAUGUUCUUGAAAGAUUUCUUGACAAUAAGGAGGACAUUGCCAAACUACGCAAGAGUUUUGCAGGGUUAUGGAGCUUGGAUAAUGAAGAGAUUGUGAAAUCUGCAAUAGAGAAACCUGACCUGUUUGUCUUAAAGCCUCAGCGAGAAGGCGGAGGGAACAACAUAUAUGGUCAAGAUUUGCGAGACACACUGAUCAAACUCCAGAAGGAACAGGGGGAGUCACUUGCAGCGUACAUACUGAUGCAGAGGAUUUUUCCAAAAGCCUCUCUUACUCCUCUAGUUAGGGGUGGCGAUUGGUUUGAGGACCUUACAAUCUCAGAGCUAGGAAUAUAUGGAGCCUACUUGCGGAACAAAGACAAGGUGAUAUUGAAUAAUCAGUCUGGCUACUUGAUGCGCACCAAAGUUUCUUCUUCAAAUGAGGGCGGCGUUGCUGCAGGAUUUGCUGUUUUGGACAGUGUUCUCCUCACUGAUGAGGGGAAAGUGUGGAUAGCUUACAGAAUAACAGACAAUGACAACGGAGCAGACGGCACUGUUAUGUUGUGA